AUGGGGAAAGAAAAUAUAAGAAGAGAAAUCAUAUUUCAAGAAGAAGAGGAGGAGGACAGGAAUAUGAAAAAGGAGGAGGAGAAGAAGAGGAAGAAAAAAGGAAGAAAAAUGCAGCCCAACAGCAUAAUUUCAGUAGCAGUUGUGAUGACAUUAGCAACAUUAUUCACACAAGCAGUUUGCAGUCUACAGUUUGAAACAACACAAGAUAGAGUGCCAGCAAAAAGACUGUUCUGGGUAGACAAGAAAGACCAUCCCGUAGAUACAGACUUUUUCACAGUAAGGGCCAACGAUGCCGAAGAGAUUCUUGAUUGCUUUGUGGAAGUGUGCAUAGCAGAUUUCAUCAACUGUGCAAAGAAGUGCUUGUUCUAUGAAAACGGAAGUUCAUGCUUGCCAUCAUGUCGUCAUACCAGAUCAAUCUGUAGUGUCCAAUGCUUCAAGAGAUAUGACGUAGGUGUCAGUGAUAUCCCAUCAGUCCACUGAGAAAAAAAUAAAAAAAUCCCUUGAGAAAAAUUAAAAUAAAAAUUAGCAACAGACCCAUCUUUAAUGAAACGAAUUAAAGUUAAUUUAUUUUGUUUGAAAGAUACUAUGCGUAGUUUCCUUUAAGAGAACGUAUCUUGACCUCGACAUUAAUAACCAUGAUAUAAGAUAUAACUAAAAGUACAAAAGAACAGUUGUUUUAUUAAAUCCAGGUGAGUUUAAAGUGUAAUUUUUUCAUUCUUCCUUUCUAAGAAUGUGGAGAAAAAAUAGUUUUUUUAUAUUUUUUUUACUAAUGUGUAAAUCAAUUCCCCUAUUUAUACAGCAGUACAUAGAACGCCGGUUUCUCUUCUUUGCAAUUUGUAAGUUCCUGGAGGGAAACAUUUGAACAAAAAUUACUGUAUAUCUUAAAAAUACAUAGAAGAUGAAUUUUAGAUUCUUCAGCAAAUCUUAUUGAAUUAUGUUUUUUUGAACAUGUUGAAUUCCGAAUUUUCUUCUCUGUCUGAAUGAAAAAAAGUAUCUGGUAAAAGAAAACGUUUAAAAAAAGUGUGACAUAUUUCAGCAUCGAUCAUAAGAAUUCGAAGAUUCUCCGUCCAAUCCGGUACUUUGUUUUAAUUCAUAAGACAUAUUAUUUGCAUAGCUACGGAUACGAUAUUUUAUCCCUAGUAAAGCAAAAUUAUGAAACAGUUUUGAUUAGAGAAAAAAGUUGAUUAAUUUUUUUUCUCAGUAAACAGUGUUCCAGACCCUUGCCGAAGAAAUCAAAAGCAGUUAAAAUAAAUCUCAAACUAGGAAUGGUACAAUCCCCCAAUUCAAAGUAUUUUGGCAAUAUUAAACGCUUAAUCCGAUUUUUUUAUUUACUAAUUAUUUUUUUAAAAAGUUACUUCGUUCAUUCGUCAAAGUAAAAUGUGUAAAUAUAUUAUCUUAAUAAUUUUACAAUGAGAUACAUAAACGAAUAUAUAUUUAGAUUUGUAUUAUUUGAGCUGUAGUGAUUGUUGAAAUAGAUUUGAGAAAGGCCUGAAAACUUGUAUUUUCUGAUAUUAAUCAUUCGUUCAUGUUUUUCUCCCCAUCAUAUCUGUCGCAUCGAAAACCGGGCAAUACAUAAGGCAAUUCAAAAUUUAUAAUAUUAAAUUAAAUCCCAACACGAUACUUUUAAAGAUAUUCCUUUACAAAUUUUGGAAGUUAUAUUUUCCCUUUUUAAUCUUUCAAGGAACAACUCGGUUUUGAUUGGUGUUGAUUAACACGAUAUCCCAACUGUUUUUUAAACAACUGUCUUUGUAAGUAAGGACUCUGUAGUGCUCUAUAUAGUAUUAACAAGUAAUAUAUAAGAUGAAUAUUGGUAAUACACUUCGAAAGUUUUCUCCUAAUAAGUUUAAAUCUACUGGUGAUGGUAACAUUUAAAGGGAAGGUGAUCUAUAUAGUUAUAACUCCAUCUACGUCUUCUUCGGAAAACUGAUGGUUGAACGAGAAGAGUAAGGCGUACACGAGUAACGCACGUAGGUGUGUCAGAAUGAGUGGGGCGUUCGAAUAAAAUAAGUAAAUAUGGAUCCCGGGAUAUGGAUGGUAUAGAUAGGAGCCCAUACAUAACUGUAUAGUAUUGGCAUGAUACUUGAAGUUCCAUGCAAUUACAAUACGAUGUCUGUCUUGUAUCAUUUGGGAAAUUGAAAUACCAAACAUGUACAUGAGCUAAUGAUGUUCAUAUUUUCUCCAAGAUAGUUUGGUAUUGUACACUAUUGCACUUAAGCUAAGAGAACACCCUUGUGUAUUAAAAUAGCAGUGCUGAUUUAUGUAAAUACGUUAAAAUCAAAGUUUUAUUUGCCGCGAGAGGACAAAGUAAAAUUGUUUACAAUAAAUUACUUCAAUAUCAAGGAUAGAAAGGUGUUAAAUGAUUACCCUUGUCUGUGCUUUUUCUUAAUGUCAGGAACAUAAUGUCAAAUAAUAGUAUAAAAGUGGAUAAGACUAAUUUACCUUAAUCUUAAUUUACCUUACUGCAAAUACAUGUUGAAGUAACGAGAGUCUUUGAUCAGAAAGACAUUUUUGAUUGCAAACACGAUUGUAACAAUACAGAUAUUGUUGGUAUCAAUGCGUUAUAAAUUGAUUACAGUAACCACUCCGAUAGCUAAGUAACGGUUACGACAAUGACAAGGAGAAUGUCUCUGUUUUAAAAGCAUGCUUACUGUGAAAUUGUUCAGGAAUCAGGAUUGUCUAUUUUUCCAUAAUUGAUUGCUUCAUGUUCGGGUAUAGUUUGGGGAUUGUGGAAAGGAGAGCUAGGAGGGGAAAAGGACAUGGAAAAUGUAACCAAAACAUUACACAGUACUAAAAGGUGAUUUGGAAAAGCCAAAUGUCUCACUUGCAUAUGACCACAACUACUUUAGAAAUAAUAACUUUUAAUAUCUGUCACUUUGAAUGUUUCUGGUUGUCACAUGUGGUGAUUGAAAUUAUGUGCUUGAUUUCUAUUGAAGAAAAAAAUGGCACUUCCAAAUAUUACGAAUAUAAUAAUUUCGUCAUUAGUAAUAAUGAUAUGGAUGUAUAUGUUUAUAAAGAUAAAGCAUACGACCAAUACAUUUGAGAUAUAUCGGGAGUUUUCCACCUAAUUUGGGGGUAAAUAUUUAUAUUACUUUGGAAAUUGUUUUUGCAAAUUAUGAUAGUUGAUUAAAAGAUUGAAGUUUA
Lytechinus pictus (painted urchin) is the source of this 3141-nucleotide messenger RNA. RefSeq lists its product as uncharacterized. The record is from RefSeq and is a predicted model, not a curated record. The transcript is spliced from 6 exons. Bases 1 to 480 code for a protein of 159 amino acids. NCBI's taxonomy places the organism in Eukaryota, Metazoa, Echinodermata, Echinoidea, Temnopleuroida, Toxopneustidae.